Cricetulus griseus (Chinese hamster) is the source of this 2867-nucleotide messenger RNA. The record is from RefSeq and is a predicted model, not a curated record. NCBI's taxonomy places the organism in Eukaryota, Metazoa, Chordata, Mammalia, Rodentia, Cricetidae.
GUGCUCUGACUUAGAUGUACGGGUUAAUAAGUCUUCCCGGGGGACAACCAGACGGCCCUCCUUCCCCACCGUGAGGACCCAAGGGGGGCUUCGGGGGACCGAGUCUACAUCUAAAGAAGACAGAACCUUGUGCCUGCCUGCCCAAGCCUCUUGCUGAUGAUUUUAGUGGCUUCGGGUCUGAGACUCCAACUUUCACUGCACGGCUAAGGGUCUCUAUGAUUCCCACAUUUCUAGAGCCAUCCAGCUGAGUGAACCCAAGGCUUAUUAUACCUGAGAACAAGGACUGGGUGAUUAGCAACAAAACAAGAGCCCUCUCUGGGGCCUCUGGCAGAGGCCUGAAGCUGGAACCAUCAGGGAAUAUGAGUGAAUUUUGGCACAAACUGGGCUGCUGCGUGGUAGAGAAGCCUCAGCCGAAGAAGAGGCGAAGACGGAUUGACCGAACCAUGAUCGGGGAACCAAUGAAUUUUGUUCACUUGACUCACAUUGGCUCUGGAGAGAUGGGGGCUGGAGACGGACUUGCCAUGACAGGUGCAGUUCAGGAGCAGAUGAGAUCCAAGGGAAACCGAGACAGACCAUGGAGCAAUUCUAGGGCUUUGUAGUUCCCAUGGGACUGGUUCUGCAGUCUUGAAGUUCUGGUUCCAUGUCCAGCCCAGAAGAAAUGCCACCCUCACCAGGUCCCUUCUACAACCAGUGACCCAAGAGCCCCUCUCCUCCUCCUCGUCCUAACAAGUGCCUCAAAAGGCAUGGGGGCUGGACUCCCUCUACCCCCUCUGGCCUCUGCCCCUCCUGGAGAUGGGGUCAAGGCAGCAGGACUGACCAAGUGACUACUGGUGGGCCAGAGGAGCUCAGCUGCAGCCCUGGGCACCCUAGAUCUGAGCUGGGGGUUCUCUGGGAACCUGGAAUGAGUUCCCUGCUCCUGAAUGAAGGUCGGGUGCCACCUGUUUAAACUUCUUGCCUUUACUCUUUAAAUGAGGCAGGUAGGUGAGGGGAUCCAAGGUGCCUCCCUGCCCUCCCUUCUGGAAGAGCAAUGCAGAGGUCAAGGGGCAGGGUUAGCACUGCCCAGUCCCGCUGGAUCUCAGACCUUAAACUCACAGCCCUCCCUCCCUCCAUGUCUCUGCCGGCACCAGGGUCUUGCUGCAGUUAGGCCUCUAAUCCCUGCUUCAGUAGUGUUAAUAGCGUCCCAGAAAUAUUCUUUUUUUUUUUAAUUAAUUAAAAGUUUAAUUUAAGAUGAGUUCUUUUAAUUACCCCCAUCCAUCCUGUCCUUGCCCCAUCCCUGUUAGGAAUCUUAUUGUUUCCUGUUGAUAAGAGGUGAGGGAUGGAUCUUAAGUUGACCACAUUCCAUUUAAGACUUGAAGUCCUGGCCUACCCUCUGUCAGACUCCCUGCUGGCCAGGUGAGAGGAAGAGGAGGGUUCAGAUAAAAAGCCAGGAUGUAGCAAAAUUAGCUGUAUCUAGGGUAGACUUCCUGUUAGGAAUGAGACAGUGGUGAGGUAAAUAGGUUGAAGGCACCCUUCGAACGGGACUUGAGAUCCUUUAUGGAAGUCUAGCUUUUCAACUCAAACAGCUAAAAACAGUUUGGACAGUUUGGGCUGCAUAAAUCUUUGUGAUGGAGGACUGUUCUGCACACUAUAAACCUAUAAACUACAGUAUCUCUGGCCCACCCUAGUGUGGCAACCGAAAUACUCCUGGAAAUUGCCAAAUGUCUCCUAGGAACCAAAUUACCCACAGUUGAGGGCCACAGCUCUAGAGUGAAGAUAUUUUUUUUCUUAAGUGAUUUCCACAUGCUUCCACCCCCACCCCCAGUCUGGUUAUUCACCCUGAGCCAUGGUGAGCUAGCUGGCGCCCUCAUAGGGCAGGUUCAGCAGAGCUGCACAUCUUUCUUUCCAGAUGGAUUGCUUGUGCUUGCCUGGGCUCAAGUCUCUGUGCAGACAGUCUUAGCAAAAGGGCCUUCUGCAGUAUGGAGACAUGAGUAGGGUAUGCUGGGAUGAGAGACGAGGGCCCAGACGCUUCAGAGAAUUGGUUAUGCUACCCAUGCACUGAGCUCCUCUGUCCUUGAACCCAGUAUAAGACUCAGGGAGUUUAGGAGAUCGGGUGUCUCUCACCACGUGGCUAGAGAUCCUGCUUUAUGGGAAGCACUGUGGGAGCAAUCUUUGGGCCCUUUGUUUUCUCAGGUCUUUUUGUUCUGGCCCUUUCUUUGCAGGCUGAUUAGAAAGGCAGAACAAGACAGAUGAGCUCCUGCCCAUGCUACAAAAGGGGGCUGGGGUCUCAUUAGCUCUGUAAUAGGAAGCUUGUUGUGUGGUAAUGGGUCAGGGCUGUGCAAACCGAGCCACUCCUGCUGACUCCAUCCAGUUAAUCCUCUCCUAGUGACUCAGAUUUUCAUUUGUCUGGAGCUCAGUGUGCUCCCUGUAGUUUUUCAGGCUCUUCCAUUCCUUGUGCACAUCCAUUCCCAGAUUGCCUACUUGCAGCUCCAGUCAGGCAGGCCAGCCUCCCUGAAGGGAGCUUACCUCACUGCCCUGGAGGUGUCUUUAGUUGGAGGCUACAUGAACACUUGCAGGCACUGUGGACCUAUGCCCACUGGGCAGCACGCUCCCAGGAAGGCCAUGAACAUCAAGUCACAAUGGCAAAAAGUUGAACACUGUGGGAUAACCAGGAGGGGAUGAGGUGUGGGUGAGCCCUGAGCUCCAGCCUCUGUUAACUAAUUUGGGCACAGUCUUGUCUUUGAUGCUCUCCUGCCUUGAGCUACCUUCUCCAAUGUAUAUGCCACCACCACUUAACAAGGGGAUUGGAAUGGGUUGAGAGUCAUAAUUUAUAUUAUAAACUUGAUGAACUUUUAAGAUACAUUUUUCCAAUAAAAGAAUUAAGGAAAAUA